AAAUAAAUAAAACACAUUUAAAAAUAUAUUUGUUAGCAAAAGAAUUUAACCAACUUAAAACAUCCUAUCAAACAAGUAACGAUUAUGAAUUAAAAUUUAAAGAAAAAUUAGAGACAGAAGAAUUACCUUCUGAAAAUGUAGAACUUAGUGAUAUACAAGAUAAUAAAAAGAUGAAAGAUAAUGAAAAAAUUUAA
Molecule: messenger RNA, 194 nt
Organism: Racocetra persica
Lineage: Eukaryota; Fungi; Glomeromycota; Glomeromycetes; Diversisporales; Gigasporaceae
Source: the annotation of a GenBank genome assembly